This is a messenger RNA of Kogia breviceps (pygmy sperm whale), 3803 nucleotides long. Lineage: Eukaryota; Metazoa; Chordata; Mammalia; Artiodactyla; Physeteridae. The record is from RefSeq and is a predicted model, not a curated record.
CCUUGCCCAGUGCUCUUGGGAAGCAGAAUGGGGCCCAGAGGCAUUGCUCAAAGGCCAAGGCUUGAGUCAAUGACAGAAGUGCCUGCGUGUGGCAAAAGGAAGGUCUGGCCUAAGAAAGGUCUGUCAACCUGAAUUAUCCAUUUGGGACUUGGCAGGAAGGAUGGGACGAAUGGAGGCCUUCUCUAGCUCAAUCCCACAGCAACAGACAGGAAACCUCAGCUUCCUUGGGAAUCCAAGGUCAGCAUCAGUGCCAAGGGGAAGCCGCAGAGUACCUCUCUGAGCUGCAGCAAAACCCACCUGCCUGCCUCAGGCAGGAACCCCGGGGGCUGAAGCCACUGCCAUUCCGUCCUCCUUCUGCUCCUUCCCACAACCUGACUGAGAACCUCAGGCCACACAGCUCAGGAGCUGGAGGACCUUCAGAUAGCCCCUAAGCUACACCCUAAGAUGACCCUUGAGCAGAAGGGCCUCAGUUUCCCCAGAUUCAAGUCCAGCUUUUUUAAAAGUACAAACUGGUUACCCAGCAGACACCCCACCACUGCCAACCCACACCAAGUCUGGGGCAGGAGAGUUUACGUUGCUGUGUGUGAGCUGUCUCAGAGGCCUGGGGUCUUCUGGCUGACCCUGGCUCCCUGAGAAGGUUUGGCCAGGGCUCCUGAGAAUGUCUGACCCUGGGGAAGGCAGGGAUGGGAGGCGGAGGCGCUAGGAAUGACAGUGCCUCUUGGGUCUGGCUGACACCCCCCACUCCCCAGGCAGAAAGCCCCAAGCAGGUCAAUACCAAGGCCCAGCUCCAGGGGUGCCUCACCUGGCCCCUCACAAUGGUUUCUGCAGCAGUAUGGAUCCCAGCCACCACUAGGACAUGCACUCACUGUCAUCAGGUAGCGGGAGGGCAGGCCAGGGGGCAUCAGGGUAGGAGAAACCAGGCCUGGGGACAAGAAAACCUGAGUCCCUGUCCCAGCACAGCCAGUGACUUGCGGGUGAGUUUGGCCAAGCCCCAGCCUCCUUGGGGCUCAGUUUCCUGUCUCUCAAAGUAGAGAAACAGCAGCCCCCAACCCCUCUGCAUCAUGGCGGGGAACCCUGCCAAGAGCCCUCAGCCAGGAAGACACCUGUGCUAUGACAGCGAUAAAGGCCAAGAAGGAGGAAGUUGAGGACUGCUGACAGCCCCGCCUUCUGUCUGGGAGCUGCUACCUCGACCUCGGGCCCUCCCUCCUCUUGUGGAUUUGCGGGUUGCCCCCUUCCCACGCUGAAGCAUGGUGGUGCAGGACAGCAUGGACACCCCUGGCGUGCCACUGGAGCCCUUCCUGCACCAGGUCGGAGGUCACCUGAGCGUACUAAAGUAUGAUGAGCACACGGUGUGCAAGCCCCUCAUCUCCCAGGAGCAGAGGUUCUACGAGUCCCUGCCACUGGCCAUGAAGCGCUUUACUCCGCAGUACAAAGGCACCAUCACCGUGCACCUCCAGAAAGACAGUCGAGGCCGUCUCAGCCUGGUUGCCAACCCACUGAAGGGGAGCCGGGGGCCCUUCAAGGUCUCCACAGAGUCGACAGCCGUGGCCAUAUGGCAGACCCUCCAGCAGACCACCAGUGGCGGCGGUGCCCUCCCCCUCCCCCAGUGGCAGCACACCCAGCUGGUACACUCACUCAAGGAGAGCCCAGCCACAGCGCUCCUGAGGUCUGAGCUCCCCCUCAAGACCCAAGUCCCCUCCCUGGUAGAGGAUGUGCACGGGAACCAGACAGAGAGGAGAAGCUUUAACCCGUGGGGCCUGCACUGCCACCAGGCCCACCUGAGCCGCCUGUGCACUGAGUACCCUGAGAACAAGAGGCACCGGUUCCUGCUGCUGGAAAACGUCGUGUCACAGUACAAACAUCCCUGCAUCUUAGACCUGAAGAUGGGGACCCGGCAGCACGGGGACGAUGUGUCGGAGGAGAAGAAGGCCCGCCACAUGAGGAAGUGUGCACGGAGCACCUCGGCCUGCCUGGGCGUGCGCAUCUGCGGGAUGCAGAAAGAGAUGCCUGCCGUGUGCUUAGGACGGCUAAUUGUAGCAGCUGAUCUCCAGCCCUCCGAAGGCAACAGCAAGUCUAUGGUUUAUCAAACCGAUAAGAAGCACUUUCUCUUCAAAGACAAGUACUAUGGAAGAAAACUCUCAGUGGAGGGCUUCAGACAAGCCCUUUAUCAGUUCCUGCACAAUGGAACCCGGCUCCGGACGGAGCUGCUAGAGCCCAUCCAGCGCCAGCUCCGGGCCCUCCUCUCAGUCAUUAGGAGCCAGAGUUCAUAUCGGUUCUACUCCAGCUCUCUCCUCAUCAUCUAUGAUGGGCAGGAGACUCUGCAGACGCCUCACGGCAGUAGCGUCGUCAAAGUUGACAUCCGGAUGAUCGACUUUGCUCACACAACAUACAAAGGCUCCUGGAAUGAACACACCACCUACGAUGGACCAGAUCCAGGCUAUAUCUUUGGCCUGGAAAACCUCAUCCAGAUCUUGCAGGAUAUUCAAGAAGGAGAAUGAGACUUGCUGGGCCCAUCCAGAUUUUUCUGGAGGAUAGCUCUCCAAAGGGGCCUGUUGGUAGCUAGGGUAGUCUACAUACCCCUGAGAUGUGUCUGUAAUAAUUAUAUCUACAUUCAAAAGCCAUCUCUAUACAUGGCAGGCUAUACUAACAGCUGCUAAGGAAACCAGCUCUGGAGGUGAUUCACGUACCCUGGCAUCUUGCACUCAUGCCAGUCGUCGUAGGCUGCACAGCAGGAUGAAAUGGUGCCUUUCUGAAGUAAAGGGUGGGGUGCAGAGGAGUUAGAGGCCAGCAUUACAGUGAGAUUCUGGAGUAUUUGCAUCUAAAGAUGCUUUCUUGUUGUCAUGCUGCAGUCUCAGAAGCUGUAAGGCAAAAAAAAAAAAAAACAAACAAAAAACCUUACUUGAGGAAGCCUGGAAGAAAGAGUUCCCUAGUUAUCGUUCUUCUGUUCACAUGGGCUGCUGGCUCCCAGGGCAGACAGAGCUAACGAAUGUCUCUUACCUUCCUCAGAGGCACUGUUGGUGGGGCAGGGUGAACUGGGACAGAUCUGCCCAUCUCACCAGCUUUGUCCCCAGGUUCGGAAUGGACAAGGACAAUCCCAGACACAGUACUGGCAAACCAAGACCCCAGCUUCCCCAUUUUGGCCCUGUGGAGAGGCGGGUCCUAUGGGAAGUGAUGAUUUUGUCAGAUUCUGACCAUGAAAUGCAGCUUCCGGUGGGGGUGAACUGCACGUAAGGAAGAUGUGAACUUCUACUCUCCGCUUUCUAUGUAUUUAUUUAGGGCGUGGGGUGGGGGAGUCAGAAGAGAGGAGCCUGGAGGACCCAGUAAACCAAGCAAUGCAUACGAGACAGGUGGACUAGUGUAAAUACGGAACUGAGAGCAAACGGUUCUAAUUAAUUCCUUCUUCUGCAGCGUGGAAACCUAUUAUAAUGCCCUCGAGUCAAGCGCUGAGAUGCAUUACCCAAUUAGGGAAAUAAAUUUGUUACUAGAAUUGCUGAGAUCACCAGUGAUUAUUUGGUGUGCAUUAUUACCCUUUCUGUUUGUUGAUUCUGAUCAUCAUACUGUAUGGUAAUUCCAAUUUAUGGGUGAUUAAAGUAUACACAGCAAGAACACUUCACCAAUUUCCUGCAAUCCUUCGGGGGAACCUGGGUGAGAAAUGGUGGCUAAUAAAAUAUCUGCGUGUAUCACAAGGCGGGCACCAGACCUAAGAAGUAAGUGGUCCUUUCACGUGAACCUUAUACAGUGCAAAAUGAAACCAUUUUUGUAUUCUCGUAGCUAAUUAUCAUCAACUUUCAAAAAUCCGUACC